Pipistrellus nathusii (Nathusius's pipistrelle) is the source of this 1179-nucleotide messenger RNA. NCBI's taxonomy places the organism in Eukaryota, Metazoa, Chordata, Mammalia, Chiroptera, Vespertilionidae. The record is from the annotation of a GenBank genome assembly.
AUGACCCUCCGCCGGCUCCGGAAGCCGCCGCCGAAGGAGGAGGCAGCCGCCGCCCCGGGCCCCGCCGCCCGGGCGCCCGCCCCCGGAGGGGCCCCGGCGCGGCCCCCGGCCUCGGGCGCCCCCGCAGCCGCCGCCGGCGCCGGGCCCGCGGGGGACGCGCUGUACGCGGCGCUGGAGGACGUCCACCCCGCCGAGCUGUACCGCGCGCUCGCCGUGUCGGGGGGCACCCUGCCCCGCCGGAAGGGUUCAGGAUUCCGCUGGAAGAAUCUCAGCCAGAGUCCUGAGCAGCAGCGGAAAGUGCUGACUCUGAAGAAGGAGGAAAACCAGACCUUCGGCUUUGAGAUCCAGACAUACGGCCUUCACCACCGGGAGGAGCAGCGAGUGGAGAUGGUGACUUUUGUCUGCCGGGUUCAUGAGGCCAGCCCUGCCCAGCUGGCUGGGCUCAUGCCAGGGGACACCAUCGCCAGUGUCAACGGCCUGAACGUGGAAGGCAUCCGUCACCGAGAGAUCGUGGACAUCAUCAAGGCAUCCGGCAACGUUCUCAGGCUGGAAACUCUGUAUGGAACUUCCAUUCGGAAGGCGGAACUGGAGGCUCGCCUGCAGUACCUGAAGCAAACCCUGUAUGAGAAGUGGGGAGAAUACAGGUCCCUGAUGGUGCAGGAGCAGCGGCUGGUGCACGGCCUCGUGGUGAAGGACCCCAGCAUCUACGACACGUUGGAGUCGGUGCGCUCGUGCCUGUACGGGGCUGGCCUGCUCCCCGGCUCCCUGCCCUUCGGACCGCUGCUGGCCGCGCCCGGGGCCCCCCGCGGGGGCUCGCGGCCGGCUGGGGGCGACGCCGAGGACGCCGUCUACCACACGUGCUUCUUCGAGGGCGCCCCGCCGCCCCCGCCCCCGCCGCCGCCGCCCCCCGCCCGCGCGCCGGGCCCGGGCCCGGGCCCCGCCGAGGCGCCGCCCGCGGGGCUGCGGGCCGGGCUGAGCCGCAGCGCCAGCGUGCGGUGCCCCGGCCCCGGCGGCGGCGGCGGCGGCGGCGCGCCCGGCGCGCUCUGGACUGAGGCCCGCGAGCAGGCGCUGUGCGGGCCCGGCCUGCGCAAGGCCAAGUACCGCAGCUUCCGCCGGCGGCUGCUCAAGUUCAUCCCCGGACUCAACCGCUCCCUGGAGGAGGAGGAGAGCCAGCUGUAG